CCCCCCCCCCCCCCCCCCCUCUAUGAGAGCAAGUCUAGUUCGAGUAGAUUGCGGCAUCUCUUCGUUCUCCCUCCACUUUUCUCCCUGUCGUGCGACCUAAGACUGGUUUGGAACAGCCCGGGACGAUGGGUGUACCAAAUCCCGUCGACAUCAUGGAUCGCAUUGACUGCUCCGCGAUUUAUAUCGACCCGCGCGUUCAGUCUGAACGAUGGGUGUAUCAUAGCUCUUACGAUGGUCCGUUAACUUCGUCGUCACCUGCCGAUGAACCAGAGUCACUUCGGUCGGAUGUGGAUGUUCUUCUUGGUAUCUGUAGGCGGAUAUAUCUGUGCCAAGCUGGUGCAUCCCUUGCGACGAAAUUAGCAGAGUUGAGUGACAGUGCCGCGAAUCAUUGUACACCAGUUUUUGCCUUCUUCGACAUCGACCUUCAUGGUGAAGAAGGCCCUUCCUUAUCCCGUCGCAAUACAACCCGUGGCUCCUGGCCCGAUUCCUCUUCUUCAGCCUCGCUGCGUCGCGGCUUUACAUUCUCGUCCCAAAGUGAAGGCUCGUCAGACCUAAAGCUCCUUUCUGGACUUUCCACCGAUAUUCAAGUUCAAGAUGCUCUGAACCUCGUGAUUCCCGUCGCCAUUCUGCGCCCUCUGCCCAGAGAAUCUACCUCUGCCGUUCCUGAACACAAACCCGAUACAGGAUAUAUGCCGGAGCCUCAGCACAUCUCUAAAUGCCUGGACGCGGGCGCCAUUGACGUUCUGACAGCGCCCUUGGAUAGGAUUAGGGUACAGAGUCUGGUGGUUCAUGCCUACCGGUCCCGUAAAACCGCUCUCAGGGAACAGUCCCGCUUCAUGUCGAGGAAGAAGCUUCGGAAACACUCUUGGGUAGGCGUGCAUGACGAGCAGCCCUAUUCCUACCUGAGAGAGGCAAUGGUUUCGAAGCUGAUGAAAGGUAUCUGUAACCCCGAAGAUGCCAUUGAAGAAUUGCAAGAUGAGGAGUUUUAUGUCAGUCAUGAGCGUGAGGAGCAUGUUCGGCAACGCAUUGGCCAGUGGAGCUUUACUGCUCAUGAGUUCUCGGACGAUGAACUUGUUUUUGCCGCAUACGAGAUUAUCCAACAUGCAUUUAAGAUCCCCGAACUAGAAGAAUGGCGGUUGACGCCUGGCGAGUUGCGCACAUUUCUGCUCGCGUGUCGGGCGUCCUAUAAUUCUUUCGUCCUUUACCACAAUUUCCGACAUGCAAUCGACGUGUUGCAAUCUGUCUUCUGCUUUCUUCUCCACAUUGGUGCUCUGCCUCCGUACGGAUCUAUCGGUCUACAACCUGGGUCACAAUGCCCGAUCGCCUCGAUUGUCACCCCGUUUGAUUCCCUUACCUUACUCAUCGCGGCGAUCGGCCACGACGUCGGCCACCCUGGUGUCAAUAAUUUCUUCUUGGUCAAACUGAACGCCCCGCUGGCGCAACUAUACAACGAUAACUCCGUUCUAGAGGCCUUCCACUGUGCCGCCUUCUCACAAAUCUUGCGCCGGUACUGGCCGGCCGCGUUCAAAGAUAGACAACUUCGUAAGCUCUUGAUCAGUUCCAUCUUGGCGACGGACAUGGGUGUCCACCAGAAAUUCAUGGAGAGGCUUGGGUCAUUGCAGGAGAAGUAUUACGAGAACCAAAAGUCCGUGGAUGGUUGGAAAGCUCAGGAUAUCGAAAUGUACAAGACUCUUAUCUGUGGCCUAUUGAUCAAGUGUGCCGAUAUCAGUAACGUGGCGCGACCGUGGGAUGUAGCAGAGAAGUGGACCCAGAUCUUGCAAGAAGAGUUUGCCAACCAGGGAGAAAUGGAGAAGGAGGUCGGGAUGGAGACGGCCUUGUUUGGUGGCCCACCGGAAAUUGGAAACGUUUACAAGCUUGCCACUGGCCAGAUGGGUUUCAUGUCUAUCUUUGCCCUUCCGCUCUUCGAGGGCAUCUCUGAUGUUCUCCCGGAGCUACGGUUCACCGUGGAACAUAUCCGGAGCAAUCACUCCAGAUGGCAUUAUCUGGCCGACAUGGAAAAGAAGAAGAAGAAGAUGCAAUUCUUAGUGGUAGAUCCUGGUCCUGAUGGUCUGAUCUCCCCUCGUUCCCACAGCCCUGCUACGAGUGUCCGAGAUAUUCAGCCCCCUUUAACCACCAACGGUCGUGAGUCCCUGUCUAAACCUUUAUUCCCCGGAAACGAACCAACCCAAUGGCGCAAGACUUCGGGUGGCUACUUUGGGUCGCCUCGUACCUCGGUGGCUAGUGAGUACAAUGAGAACACCAUCAGUCCAGUUGUUUCUCCAGACACCCCUGGUCCAUCCAUGGAUAUCACGGGAGGCCCCUUCCCCGUCGAGGCGCCCUCUCGCAAAUCCUCCAGUGCGGUACCUGAUAUGGCCAUGAUAUCAAUUCCUGGGCCACCACCACCUCAUCGAUAUGGCUCGGUUCUGGCCCAACAAAGUAGUGAUCACACUACAGGUGAUGUCAACGGUUCGUCAAGGGACCCCGCAGUUGUGGCCGCCGUGAUCUUUGCUGAUACCUCUUCUGGGAAUCAUGAAGAAACCCUAAGCCAUUCUAGUGCGUAUGACAGUGCGGGAGAGGGUGCCGGGGAGAGAGCGAACGGAAUGCGAAAUGGGGGUUCGUCUUACCGCCAUCAGCAUGCAAACACAGGAUCUUCCGCACGCACAUCCGCCCCGUCGCACUCUCAGCGCAACAGCUGCACUCGAACUCAGAGCAUCAGCACGCACAGCAAUGCGGUGACCCCAAUCUCCCCGUCGACAAACGCGACGAGUCUUCUUUCUGCGGAUAGCGAUGAUAUGGGUUAUUCUCGGGACAAUAUCCCGCGCAGUGACUACCCAGAAUGGGAUAAUAACAGCACACGGGCAGGAUCGCCUAGGCAUGGUGCAACCGUGGAUGUAGAGUCUGAACAUACGCUCCACUCCGUGGAUAGCCACACUUCCCAUCCCCUCUCCGAUGAUUCUGGCAAGAACCACAUUUCGUUCACAACGCGGAAUAAAACCGGUGGUAGCUCCGCUCACUCGGGGACUACAACGAGCAGUCUGAAACACGAGGGACAACCUCCGCAUUGGGACGAACCCGUUGGGGUUGAGCAGCGUAAACUACCUAAGCGACGCAGCCGUCUUCGUUUGGCAUUCUGGAAACGCAGAACGUACCAUUCUAACAAUCACGAAGUUACGGGGGAGACUUAAGGCACACUAUAUACUUCCUUCCCCCCCCCCCCC
This is a messenger RNA of Aspergillus ochraceoroseus IBT 24754, 3218 nucleotides long. RefSeq names its product 3',5'-cyclic-nucleotide phosphodiesterase PDE2 (gene pdeB). Bases 126 to 3185 code for a protein of 1019 amino acids. The record is from RefSeq and is a predicted model, not a curated record. Lineage: Eukaryota; Fungi; Ascomycota; Eurotiomycetes; Eurotiales; Aspergillaceae. The transcript has 5 exons. Gene Ontology annotation, biological process: signal transduction. Gene Ontology annotation, molecular function: 3',5'-cyclic-nucleotide phosphodiesterase activity.